This is a messenger RNA of Penicillium nucicola, 2268 nucleotides long. Its product is annotated as fungal specific transcription factor domain-containing protein. Gene Ontology annotation, biological process: DNA-templated transcription; positive regulation of transcription by RNA polymerase II. The record is from RefSeq and is a predicted model, not a curated record. The coding region runs from base 1 to 2268 and encodes 755 amino acids. NCBI's taxonomy places the organism in Eukaryota, Fungi, Ascomycota, Eurotiomycetes, Eurotiales, Aspergillaceae. The transcript is spliced from 8 exons. Gene Ontology annotation, molecular function: zinc ion binding; sequence-specific DNA binding; DNA-binding transcription factor activity, RNA polymerase II-specific.
AUGGAUGACUUAUACUUCAAUGCCGAUAAGUGCCGAUGGAGGGAGAUCAUUCGCCCAAGAGGCAUAAACCAUUGGCGUGUCAGAGGUGUCGCUCUCGAAAGCAAAAAACCCUGUGAUAACUGCACAACGGCCAAUAAAGAAUGUGUAUCAAGUGAACCGGUCACACAAAGGGCUCGUGUCAGUGCCAAAUAUGCUAGAGCACUCGAGGAGAGGAUUAUAGACCUUGAGUCCCAAGUAGGACAGAGAGAGCAUAUUACGCCGGUCAUCCGACAAGAAACAGCACCGGAUACUUCCCGCCCAAGGAACGAUGGACUUUGGUCAAACAAGAGAACAUUCGAGCGUGCAAUUUCAGAGAAUGAAUCAGACAUUGAUUCUCGCACUUCAAGACGACGGCUACAUGACGAUUCGUCCCAGCAUGGGUCAUCUUCAAAUCCACAAGUAGCCCAGGUUCCUUCAGUAUCUACCACACCAAACCAGACACAGCCACUACCAGAAUCGAAUUCCAGAGAUGCAUUACCCGACGCUCAAGGCCAAUGCGGACACCCAAGCUUGUUGAUUGGUAUAAUAGCCACUUUGGCGAAGUCUGGUUCUUGUAUAUCUCCACAUACUGAAACACCAACCACCAGCAUAUCAUCUCCGUUCAUAACCCAGAUAUCCCAAUCAGAUCGUCCACUUAGCCUUUCAAAGGAGAUAUCUGAUCGUUUGGUUCAAAUUUAUCUUGAGAGAGUCAAUCCACGAUAUCCUUUCCUUCAUCUCGAUACAUUCCUCAGCUGGUAUGAAUCGUGGAAGGCUCAGUCACAUCUGAAUCGGGCUAGACGCCAUCAUGGUCUAUGGAAGGACUAUUUCGUUACCAUGGUGCAUGCUGUUGCCCUACUCUUGACGCCUCGGGUCUCUGAAAGUGACAUCGCCUCAUCUCAGUCUCUUUAUAACACUGCCAUGGAAUAUCUUGGCUACGUAUUCGCAGAGCCUGAUCCCAUCUUACAUGCUCAAGCAUACCUACUUUUAACAUUGCAUGCACUUCACUCGCCCUCAUCACAAAUGAUUAUCACCAUGAUAUCCGCAACGAUGAGGUACUGUGUCAUGGCCCAGCUUCAUCUAGCCGAGAGUGAGCCAAAAGGACCGAAUCCUGCUUUCUCGUUGGAGGUCCAAACCCGCCGCCGAGUAUUCUGGUCUGCAUAUGCUCUGGAUCGAUUAAUCAGCUGGAUCUAUCAUAUCCCAAACAAUAUCAUCGACGAGCAUAUUAGCGUGGAGCUCUUCUCAAACGUCGGAGACGCAGACCUUCACCGCGAUAGCUCAGACGACAGCCGUAUCAGAAUAGAAACACCAUCCCAAAAAACCCAUGUCUCGCCCGCACUACAUCUAUUCCGGUGCAGGCGUAUCCAAUCCCGCAUCUUAAGUACCUUACUGCGAUCAGACUUCGAAGAGAUAAACGCCUCGACAACAUGGCGAGAGCACAUGCUAGGAGAAUUAGACACAUGGAGAUCACAACUCCGUCUGCUGAGCGACGUGGCAUCGAAAAGCUACACGAGUGACCGAUGGGUCGGCAUGGCAUACAACUAUACCAUCCUCCUCCUUCACCAGCCCACCAAAGAAAAUGUCUGUAACGGCUUUGGAGACCGUUCCGUCCCGGCUUGUGUUCAAAUUGCUAUGACGUUCAGAACAUUUCAAAAAGAUCGACAGACCGCUCAAUUAUGGCCUGGGCUCCUUAGCCAAGUUGCUGUAGGAAUAACACUUCUCUACUGUUUCUGGGCAACACCACCCCAACACCAGACACCGGCCUAUAAAUCACGCGAAGUCCCCGAAGCACUACGAGCGUGUUCAACGGCGCUAGCCAUUCUUGCUGAAAGAUGGAUUCAAGCUGAGCCGCUGCGUGACGUGUUUGAUACGUUAGCUCGAGAAAUACCUGUCUGCGGACUGGUCGUUGAUGAUCUACCGAGACGGAUCUCGGGGGAGGCUGCUUCUUAUGUCCAGUCCCAGAUACCGUUGCUCGCCUCUAUAAUUAUGCAUCGGGGGGUUAUGCGCAUGAUCCAUGAGAUUGUUACGGAGGAUUUCCCUGGUGGGUUUGCCGAUCCGCAUCAUCCGGUCUUGUCUGCUGGGUUGGGGGAUCAUUUGUGUUCUAUUGAAUGUCCUUUUUUCCGAGGGUCUGGUCAUGCUGCAACUCUCGCGGUGGAUUUCCCAGGCUUUGAUUCCUUUGAGGAUGGAAUUGGGGGUGGGUUUGGGGUUGAUGAUGAGACUUUGAUGUUUCCUCUUCUCUUUUGGGUCUGCUGA